AUGCAAAAAAAUCCUUUAAUUGAAUUAUCAAAUAUGUUUAUAGAAUUACCAUUAUGUAAUGGACGUAUUGAUUAUAUUGAUGAAGGUUUAGAUGAAGCAUAUUGUUUUGAUACGGAAAUACAUGUAUGUAAAGAUAAUGAAUAUCGAUGUCACAAUGGUUUAUGUACAUCAGAAGAAUUUUGGGAAAAUGAUUUUGGUGAUGCUAAUUAUCUUGAUCGAUCUGAUGAAUUUGCUGAUGUUUUAUAUCCAAAUAAUUGUUAUCGAGAUCCAAUAUGUCGUUGUGAAGAACAUUUAUGUCGAACAAAUAGGUUUGAUUUUUCAUGUGGAGAUAGACAAUGUGUACAAACGUUUGAUAAAUGUCAUAAUCGACAUCAUGUUUUAUUAAUACAAUCAUUAUCAAAUCAAAGUUAUUUAUCAAAUAAUUGUUUAAUAGGAAUGAUGUAUCUUACUCAGCUAAUUAAAGCAAUUCAUGGAAUAUUAUCUGAAACAUUAUUUUCAAAUAAUUUAAUUAAUGAUUUUAUUAAGAAUUGUGAUUCUAUAUUUCAAUUUCCAAUAAAUUCAAUAUAUAUGAAUCAUAUUCAUCUUUUAUAUGGAUGGGUGUGGUCAAUAUUGCUCGAGACUGCUAUGGGAUAUAAAGGAGAUCAUGGAAGUACUGAAGACAUUAGACAUAAUGGUGAUAAUGAAAAUCUACAAGAUGAUAGAGAAAACAUACAUCAUUUUUACGUAAUAAUAGUACCUGAUGUAAUGCAGAUGUAG
Rotaria sp. Silwood2 is the source of this 756-nucleotide messenger RNA. Lineage: Eukaryota; Metazoa; Rotifera; Eurotatoria; Philodinida; Philodinidae. The record is from the annotation of a GenBank genome assembly.